AACGGAGUCUUACUGGUUUUCCAUUUGAUAUCUAGCAAGCCCAAGUUCAUAUCAAAACCGACUCAAAUUCGGUUCUUCAUCAUCAUCUUUCUUCUAAUUUCUUCAUAAUUCAUCGAAUAUUUCGAAUUUCAGUCACCGCAAUCAAGAUGAGACAGAGAAUCGGAAGGAAAUCCAUCUGUUUCAUUAUUACCAUACUGUUUUGCUGCACUCUUCAUGCAAUUGCUGAAGAAUCCUUCGAUGUCCGGCAUCAUCUCUCGACUGUAACAAGGUAUGACGCCGUGAAGGAUAUACUUGACAAUACGUUUUCACCUACUCCAGUUCCAGAUGAGUGUACUCCUAUCCAUAUUAAUCUCGUGGCUAGGCAUGGUACCCGUGCUCCUACAAAGAAGAGAAUUAAAGAGCUAGAUAAUUUAGCAAUACGGCUUAAGCUACUUCUACAAAACGGGGAAUCAGGGAAGAAAAGUUUGGAAAAGAUUCCAGCUUGGGUACAUGAUUGGCAAUCUCCAUGGGUAGGGAAGGUCAAGGGGGGAGAACUAAUUAGUGAAGGAGAAGAUGAGCUAUAUAAUUUUGGGGUUAGAAUCAGAGAAAGGUUUCCAGAGUUGUUUAAUGAAGAUUACCACCCAGAUGUGCAUGUAAUGAAGUCAAGCCAGAUUCCUCGGGCAUCAGCAAGUGCAGUAGCUUUUGGUAUGGGCUUAUUUAGCGGGAAAGGGAAACUUGGACCAGGAAAUCACCGUGCUUUUGCCGUGAUCAGUGAGAGCCGUGCAAGUGAUGUACAACUAAGAUUCCACGAUUGUUGUCAAAACUAUAAGACUCUCAGAAAAAGUAAGCAACCUGAAGUUCAGAAGCUAAAGUACCCUAUCUUGGAUGAUAUUACUGCCGCAUUAAGGAAUCGAUAUGGUCUAAAUUUCACAAGACAAGAUACUUCUUCCAUUUGGUUUCUCUGCAAGGAGGAAGCUUCCUUGUUGAACAUCACAAAUCAAGCUUGUGGCAUGUUUACUUCUUCAGAGGUAAUUUUGCUCGAGUGGACAGAUGAUCUAGAGAUGUUCAUAUUAAAAGGUUAUGGAAAUGCAACAAAUUACCGAAUGGGACUACCACUGCUCAAUGAUGUUAUCCAGUCCAUGGAGCAAGCUAUUAAGGAUAAAGAAGAAGCACGUGCACCCGGAAGUUACGAGAAAGCAAGGUUAAGAUUUGCUCACGCAGAGACGUUGGUUCCAUUUUCAUGUCUAAUGGGUCUCUUUCUUAAAAGAUCUGAUUUGGAAAAGUUAUUAAGGGAAGAAUCGUUACCAUUUCCCCCAAAACCUCCGCAAAAGAGAAUUUGGAAGGGAAGUAUGGUGGCUCCAUUUGCAGGGAACAAUAUCAUUGUCUUAUUUAGUUGUCCGAAAAAGACUUCAAGCCAGUACUUUGUGAAAGUUCUGCAUAAUGAAAAACCAAUUCCUCUGCCAGGUUGUGACAAUUCUGAUUUCUGCCCGUUUGAGGUUUUCAAGGAAAAGAUAGUUGCACCUCAUCUGAAAUACGAUUACAAUUCGAUUUGUGAUAAGGAGAUAGAAGUCGGAGAAAAUCUUUCACUGGCAGGAAAGUUAGCAAAAUGGUUUGGUUGGCAUAGCAGUGCAUCCAAUGUGUCUCCUAAAGAAGAGUUUUAGUGAAAUGAAUAUUUUCGGUACAGUUCUUCCCCUGAAGUAAUGUGUUGUUCUUGCUUUUUAGUUUUUGUUUUGACAAAUGCAACUCAUACAAAACUUAUAUACAUAACCGACUUCUAACCCGGAGUCUUAACUUUUAGGGCCAUAUCUGUUACUGAUGUUUUGUGAAGGUAGCAAAUUGGCUUACUUUUCUA
Molecule: messenger RNA, 1831 nt
Organism: Impatiens glandulifera
Lineage: Eukaryota; Viridiplantae; Streptophyta; Magnoliopsida; Ericales; Balsaminaceae
Product: multiple inositol polyphosphate phosphatase 1
Exons: 11
Coding region: 147-1640 (497 amino acids)
Molecular function (GO): inositol phosphate phosphatase activity; acid phosphatase activity
Source: RefSeq, a predicted model, not a curated record